AUGGCAAACAUAAAGACAUGGAAAGUGGGUUUUCUUCUUUUUUGUAUCUUGGCAACGUUUAUUAGUACAUUGCAUGCCGAGGAAAUUCGCUUGACCAGCGAUGACUAUUCAGCAACCUCUUGCUCAGGUGUGUGGAGCAAAGAAUCUAUUCCUGGUGGAUCCCAACCAUUUAUCCAAGUGUCUCUUGGAAAAGAGUCUCGUGGCAACGUUUCAUUGCUUGUAUACGAAUGGCAGGAUUUCGAGCAUCUUGGAGCUUACGAUGAAAAGAGUGGAGAGACUGUAUACGUUUGCGAUCAAUUAGCUGUUUCUCACAAACUUUGCUCGUCCUCAGACAUUGGACAAUUCAUCACCAACCUUCCAUCUGAUAAACAGAACAGCUCCAGCAUCUUGACAUCUACUUUUACUAUGACAGGAAAUCAAACUGAAAUGGCUUUGUAUAAAGUGGAUUACACUGGCUACUACUGUGUGGCUUUGGUUCCUGCAGGAAACGAUAAUGGCACUUGGUUUGAGGCUUGGGUUGAAUGGAAAUUCCCUUAUGGCGAAUUACCAGCUGUUGAUUAUCCCAAGCUUUUGUUGUAUGGAACCUUCGCUUGUGUCUAUUUAGCUGUGGGUAUCUUUUGGUUUAUUCAAAGCUAUCGUAACUGGGAUGAUAUUUUGCCUGUUCAACACUUUUUGUCAGCAGCCAUUUUCUAUCUUAUUGUCGAAAUGGCAUUCAAUUUUGGUUUCUGGGAAGCGUAUAACCAAACUGGAAAGACCUCUUAUGGUCUUUUAGCACUUGUUGCAUUAUUAAAUGCAGGUAGAACAAGUAUGUCCUUUUUCAUGCUGCUGAUUGUGUGUAUGGGCUACAGUGUGGUCAAGCCUAGUCUUGGAUCCAUGAUGAAGAAAUGCAUCAUCCUCGCUUGCACUCACUUCUUUUUCGGUGUCAUCUACACACUAGGCACUAUGCUUUUGUCACCAGAAACAGCAGGUCUUUUGAUCUUGCUGGUGAUUUUCCCUCUCUCCAUUACAAUGACCACUUUCUACGUUUGGACACUCAAUUCUAUCACAGGCACUAUCCAUGAUUUGGAAUUACGCAAACAGCAUGUCAAGGUGAUCAUGUACAAGCGUCUUUAUCGCCUCUUAUUGUUCUCUGUGCUCGCCGUGAUUGCCAUCUUUAUCAUCAACAUGUUUGCAUUCUCUGGUCGUAUGGCCAUUGAUUGGGCUGCCAACAACUGGAAAUACCGUUGGGUCAUGCUGGACGGCUUGCUGAAUGUCUUGUACUUUAUCGUGUUUUUGGUUAUUGUCAUUUUAUGGAGACCUACUAGUAACAAUGCUCGCUAUGGUUUGAUGCAAAUCAGUCAAGAUGAAGAGGAAGCCCUGGAUUUGGAAGAGCGAUUGAGACGAGCCGAAGAUCAAGAAGCACAUCAAGGAGGACGCAGUAAUCCUAACGGAUUGGGUGGAGCAAAUGCAAACCAUCAUGAAAUCGACGAUGAUGCAGCCAUUUUUGAAUUGGGCGGAGAGCUCACAGAUGAGGAGGAUGAACGCGAUCAUCAACCCAUCACUAAAAACGUCGAGUUGUCUGAUUUGAGCACGAAAAAGAAUACUGGCAGUGGCUAUCACAACCCCAAAGGAGGCAAGGGAGGUGAACAGAGUGCGUUAUUACAUGUAGAUCAAGAUGACGAAGACGACGAUGAAGAAGAUUUGGAUGAUGGUGAAAAUGCACACUUAACAAAGAAUGCCAGAAAACAGACAUAA
Mucor velutinosus is the source of this 1734-nucleotide messenger RNA. RefSeq lists its product as uncharacterized. Gene Ontology annotation, biological process: retrograde transport, endosome to Golgi. Gene Ontology annotation, cellular component: Golgi apparatus; membrane. The record is from RefSeq and is a predicted model, not a curated record. Bases 1 to 1734 code for a protein of 577 amino acids. The transcript has 10 exons. Lineage: Eukaryota; Fungi; Mucoromycota; Mucoromycetes; Mucorales; Mucoraceae.